Molecule: messenger RNA, 4339 nt
Organism: Salvelinus fontinalis (brook trout)
Lineage: Eukaryota; Metazoa; Chordata; Actinopteri; Salmoniformes; Salmonidae
Product: oocyte zinc finger protein XlCOF6-like
Exons: 3
Coding region: 97-2109 (670 amino acids)
Biological process (GO): regulation of transcription by RNA polymerase II
Molecular function (GO): RNA polymerase II cis-regulatory region sequence-specific DNA binding; DNA-binding transcription factor activity, RNA polymerase II-specific
Source: RefSeq, a predicted model, not a curated record
UCUGUAUUCUCGCGGUAGAUCACAUAUCUCGUUCUGGUAAAAGAGGGCUACAACAACAAUACCUGUUAACUUUCAAAACCAAGUGUCAAGCCUUCCAUGUCUGAACCCAAGUCCACAGAGUCCCCGGGUUCUGGAUGUGGUGUUCCAGCCCAGAGAAGCUCACAGCAGGGUCCAGAGAUGGUCUCAGUGAAGCUGGAAGACUGCAGUCAAACACUGGAACUCAAUGUGAUUGUCAAAGAGGAAUGGGAGGAGGAGAUACAAGUAAAAGAGGUUGAUCAGAGAGCAGUCAAAGAAGAGGUGGAGGAGAGGGGAGUAAAAGAGGUGGAUCAGAGAGGAGUCAAAGAGGAAGUAGAGAGAGCAGUCAAAGAAGAGCAGGAGAGAGCAGCCAAAGAAGAGCAGGGGGAGAGGGAAGUCAAAGAAGAAGAGCAGGGGGAGAGGGAAGUCAAAGAAGAGCAGGGGGAGAGAGCAGUCAAAGAAGAGCAGGAGAGAGCAGCCAAAGAAGAAGAGCAGGGGGAGAGGGAAGUCAAAGAAGAAGAGCAGGGGGAGAGGGAAGUCAAAGAAGAAGAGCAGGGGGAGAGGGAAGUCAAAGAAGAAGAGCAGGGGGAGAGAGAAGUCAAAGAAGAAGAGCAGGGGGAGAGGGAAGUCAAAGAAGAGCAGGGGGAGAGAGCAGUCAAAGAAGAAGAGCAGGGGGAGACGGAAGUCAAAGAAGAAGAGGAGAACAGGGAAUUGUCUGCUCCAGAUCUAGAGGAAGAGGAGGAAGAAGUAGAUAGUAUCACUGACCCAGGAGAGAGCUCCCAUCCAGGCUCAGACAGCGAUCCCAGUACCACAGCAUCAGGAAACCAUAAACGCAGGCAGAAGAACUCAAGACAGAAACAUCACCACUGCAUGGACUGCUUCACUGGUUUCUAUGAACCAAAGGAGUUGAAAAGGCACACUUGUAGGCCCCACCCCUGCUCAGAUUGCAGAGGCACUUUUAUUUGUCCGAUUCACCUCAAAUCACACCAACAAAGUCUCAAAAUAAAGAAAAUGUACCCGUGCGCUCAUUGUGAGAAGAGUUUUCGGACCCCAAGCAGCUUGAAGACGCACCAGCUUAAUCACACGGGAAAGAAGUCGUACCACUGCUUUCAGUGUGGGAAGAGGUUCUGUCGUGUAGACACCUUAAAGGCUCACAAGAGAAUACACACAGGAGAGAAGCCUUUUCACUGUUCUCAGUGUGGGAAGAGCUUCAGUGAUAUAGGAAAUCGAAAUAAACACCAGAGAAUACACACAGGAGAAAAGACUUACCAUUGCUCUGAGUGCGGGAAAAGUUUCAAUCAGUUAUCACAUUUAAAACCACACCAGCUAACUCACACAAGUGAGAAGCCUUUUAACUGCUCUCAGUGUGGAAAGGGUUUCAGUCUGUCAUCAUAUCUGAAGAAGCACCAGGUAAUGCACACAGAAGAGAAACCAUACAGCUGUGAUCAUUGUGGGAAGAGUUUUAAAUUGGAAGGAAUCCUUAAGCGUCAUCAGAGAAUACACCGUGGAGAGAAGACUUACCACUGCUCAGAGUGUGGGAAGUGUUUCAGUUUGUCAUCAUAUCUGAAGAGACACCAGCUAACUCACACAGGAUUAAAGUCAAACCACACAGGAAUAAAGUCACAACACUGCUCCCACUGUGGGAAGAGCUUCAGUAAGAAAGCUGACCUAAAGAAACAUCAGAGAAUACACACAGGGGAGAAGCCUUUCCACUGCUCCCAAUGUGGGAAGAGCUUUAAUGAGAAAGGAAAUCUAAAGCAACACCAGAGAAAACACUCAGGAGAGAAGCCUUUCCACUGCUCCCAAUGUGGAAAAAGCUUCAGUUGGGUAAGAGACCUAAAGAAACAUCAGAAAGUACACAAAGAGGAGAAGCCUUUCCACUGCUCCCAAUGUGGGAAGAGCUUCAAUGAGAAAGGAAAUCUAAAGCAACACCAGAGAAGACACUCAGGAGAGAAACCGUACAGCUGUGAUCAGUGUGGGAAUUGUUUUAAAUGGAAACAAAGCCUAAAGGAACAUCAGAAGGCAAAGCACAGUGCAGUGCCAGACCAUGGCCUUAUAAUUGUGUUGCCAAGCUGGGAAUCUACAUCUAAUUAAUAUUUACACUAACCAGGUUUCCAUCUAACCUUUUUAUGUGAGUAAACUUGGCUGUAAGCUUUUCAAAUGUCGACAAAACAAAAUAUUCUUGACAAGGUGGGAUCUUUUUGUGUCUGUAAAAUGUAUUAUGCGAGAAAUGUUGGUGGAAAUGCUUUUAUGUGCUAAUAUUGAUAUAGUAAUCAUCAUAUCAUCAUAUCAGCAAUCAUCAUAUGGGGCGGCAGGUUAGAGCAUUGGGCCAGUAACCGAAAGGUUGCUAGAUCGAAUCCUCGAGCUGACAAGAUAAAAAUCUGUCGUUCUGCCCCUGAACAAGGCAGUUCAGGGACACUGUUCCUAGGCCAUCAUUGUAAAUAAGAAUUUGUUCUUAACUGACUUAGAGGUUAAAUAAAUAAAAAUAUAUUGAAGUAAACGUGGAGUCACGCAAAGUCCUCCCACUACGACUCGUCGGGAAAGCAUGCAGUUUGUUAGGCUACAGAUUACAUAAAUUAUGAAGAACUUCACAGGCUGGAGAAAGUGCAAGGGCUCUUUUCCAAUAAAUAUCAAGGGUAUUAUUCUGGGGACAUGAUCAUCAAUGAUUGGCUGACAUGUGACAAAUAAAAAUAAUCUGGCUCUUUUGUCCAUAAUAAUGUCAUCAUGUAUACAGCUCACUGUAUCUGUGAGCUGUUGGCCUGUAUCUGUGAGCUGUUGGCCAGAGCACACGUGCCAAUUUAACGCAAAGUGUGUUGAAAGUGUGAUGGAAACACAUUGAACUUUAGGUUUUUAUUUGGGUACAUUAAAACAUAAGCAAACAAAUACAUUUAGUUUGCACUGAAUUUAUAUCUGCAACAAGUCAGUUUGGUGGAAACACACAACUGGUGGGAAAAUGUGCAUAUUAUCUUUAUGCUGGCACAUUUGUUAGGCCAAAUAGAUGUAAUAUUUGCUUCUGUAUUCUAGUAUGUUGAAUUAUGCAAAAGAGCAAGAUUUCUGACAACUUAAGACACCACUGAUCAAGUCGAGUCACAAGUCAUGAAAAUCGUGAAUUGAUUACGAGUCAAGUCUGAGUACUGGACUCAACAACACUGACAGCCACUCCUCUAUUGGAAAUGUUUUAUUUGUGAAAAUGUAUGUCAUUUCUCUAGUGUUGGUCUGGUCCAGAAACUAACUUCAACUAGACCCCCAUUGUAGAUCUGAAGAAACUGAUAAACAUCUUGUAUUUUUCUUAUUAAAAACAAACCCAUUUGAUUUAUUUUAGCUAAACUUCCAAAACCUUUAAAUUAGUCAGGUUUGACUUUAAUAGGUUUAAAUAUCACAUGCAGCUUUGUGUAAUCUUUUUCUGUGUCAUUAUGUUUGUGUUUAUUUGUGAUUCAAUGUCAGCGUUCUGAGACACCAUGAUGUAAAACUGAAUAUUACCAUACUGUUUUCAUGCUGCUUAGUGCUAAGUUUGGGCAUCGUUGAGGAUACCUGAUUGUAUUAUCACUACCUUACCUAACUGAAGAGAUUACAAUAGGUGUAGUAGCUCCAUUCAACCACAAGGUGGAACUAUCGACCCUUAAUAAAAACAGCUUGAGUAAAAAGUUGCCGAAAUUUUGCCAAACGGCCCGAUUUAAAUUUAAAAUGAUAAAUCCCAUAUUGGUCUUUCACAGUCAGGCCAACCCAAGCUGUACUGUGCAGUAGGCCUACUACUGAAACCAAUAAACAGAGUUAGAAAUUCACAGGUUUCAAACUUUCCCCAUUUUCUUUUUCGGGUCACACAUUUUUCCCCCCAGAAAAAUUACAAAAUUGUAGGUUCUAAAUCCACAACAAUGCUUAACCCACAUCAGGAGAAGACUUUUGAGGUCUGGGAAUAAUCUAACAUUUACAUUUUUGAGAGUAGUUACCCAUUGCUUCAAGUGUGCAGGCACCUAGCACUAUUGUCUGAUUAUAAGUGUUUCUGUAGCACAUGAGGGAGUUUGCAAAAUAAAUGGCCCCUGGAUUGACGCAAAUAAUCAUGAUAUCAUUCUGACAGGUAGGCAUAGGAUCCUUUGUAGCUAGUUAACAUUUAAUAUAGAAUGUUUUUGGGCGGGCCUUUCCGUCUACCAUAAGACGGUUAGGCCAAUCAUGAGCUUCGCUAUAUUUAUCCUGUUCCUUAAUUGUUUGACAUCUGUGUUUUACUUCAUAUUAUGAGGCAUAUCUUACAUUGCUUCAAACUAGCCUAUAGCUAAAAUCCCACCAUCGAAACGUUGAGGCAAUUAAUUUGUAUAAAGACUUACUCAUA